AUGGCUGUUCCCGUGCGACUCCUACGCCCCAUCCCACUCUCCAUCCCCAUUUCCAGAUUCCAACCCUUUCCCAUCGCAACAAGAAGCGUCUCCGCCUCUCCCAUCCAAAUGAUCGGACGAAUUACCGACACGGUCAAGCAGGAUCACCGCGAGAUCGAAGCCUGCUACCAAAGGAUCAUCAACGCAAAGGACCGCGAUGAGCAGACUCGCUAUCAGAAUCUGUUCACCUGGGAAUUAGCCCGGCACUCCAUCGGCGAGGAGCUCGUCGUCUAUCCUGCGUUCGAGAAACAUCUCCCAGAUGGAAUUUCUAUGGCAGAGAAAGACAGGAGGGAGCACCAAACUGUGAAAGAAAAACUCAAGAAAUUCCAGAACUUGGACCCCUCAAACGCCGACUUCAUUCCCACCAUCAAAUCCUUGAUGGCCGAUCUCGCAGAGCACAUCAAGGAAGAAGAAACUAACGACCUGGUCAAGCUCGACCAGGCUCUGUCCCACGACGACAGCGUCAGUCUCUCCAAGAGCUUCGAUCGGACCAAGAUGUUUGUGCCGACGCGCUCGCAUCCCAGUGCGCCCAACAAGCCACCCUUCGAGACGGCUGUGGGAUUGUUAACUGCUCCCCUUGACCAGCUGGCGGAUUUGUUCCGCAAGUGGCCGCAUGAAGGACAGGAGUCGCCUAUGGGUCAUCAGCGGCCAAUGGGUCAUUAG
Messenger RNA from Aspergillus lentulus, 702 nucleotides. RefSeq names its product HHE domain protein. Lineage: Eukaryota; Fungi; Ascomycota; Eurotiomycetes; Eurotiales; Aspergillaceae. The record is from RefSeq and is a predicted model, not a curated record.